AAAAAACUAAUCUCAUUUAUCUGUCUCGGUUUUCUGUAAAAGUUCCCCCUAUCCCUCUGCUUUUUCUUCUGUCUUUAUAGAAUCUUGAGCCCUUUGAAUUAAUUGUCUUUGUUUCAAAUUUACCCCUUCUUCUUCUUCUUCUUCUCUUUGUGUCUAUUUGUAUGUAUGUGCGAGAGAAAAAGAGUUGUAAUGUAACGUGAUCUUCACCAAAGACUCGGUGUAUGCAAUUAAAAGGAUCGUAAUCUACGUCUAAAAAGUAAAAACUGAAGCUUUUUGGCUUCAUGUGCCUCAAAUUUUUUGUAUUCUUAUCAAAAAGAUCUACAAGAUUUCACUUGCUUCCUGCUUUCCUCUCUCUAACUUUACCAUUUUGGUGAGAGAACUGCAAAAAAUCUCGUUUUUUGAUCGAACCAGGCAUGGGUUUCUUCAAGAUCUGAUUUUCUUUUUUGUGUCCAGAUCUUGUGAUUUGAAACAGCUUUCGUCGAUUUCUUCCCUUUCUUCCAAGUUCUUUCUUAUUAAAAAGAAUUCGAGAUUCGCAAAUGCCUUUUAUGUCGUUUCGCAAUUGAAAUAUUGAUUGUGGGUAUGUUCGAUUUCUAGGGUUUCUUGGAUUCUGGAGACUUUUCUAGGGUUUCUGAAUAUGGGUUCUUUUCCCCAAAAUGUAGUCGCUUUGAUCUGAGUGGUUUCGUUUGUUUUCAAUCGAAUUCAACCUGUUAAUCUCACAAUGUUGAAGCAAUUUCUCGCCAAGCUUCCCAGGAGAUCACCGAAGUCUUUUGAAUCUUUCGAAGAUCCUUCAAAUAGUCCCAACAAUGGCGGAUUUCAAAGAACCACAAGCUUAAACAGCGCAUCACCAAAACCCAACGCACCCAAAAGAACAUCAUCAGCUGUUUUCCCAUCAAGCGUCAUCGCCGGAAUCGAACCUCUUUUACCCUUCAAAGAUGCUCCCGCUUCAGAAAAAAUGUCGCUUUUCAUCAGUAAGUUAAGUCUUUGCUGUAUGGUUUUCGAUUUCAAUAAUCCCACUAAGAACACAGCUGAGAAAGAUCUCAAACGAUUAACAUUAAUCGAGCUUCUCGAAUUCAUCGCAUCUGGGCCCCCCAAAUUCUCCGAGCCUGCCAUCUUAGCAUUAUGUAAAAUGUGUUCGAUCAAUCUCUUUAGAGUUUUCCCUCCAAAUUACCGAGCUUCAAGAUCCAACAAUGGCGGAGAGAAUGAUGAUGAUGAACCCUCCUUCGAUCCAGCAUGGCCCCAUUUACAACUUGUGUAUGAUAUCUUACUCAAAUUCGUAAAUUCACCUUCUGUCGAACCCAAAAUUGCAAAAAAAUACAUCAAUCAUUCAUUCAUAUUGCGAAUUCUCGACCUUUUUGAAUCCGAAGAUCCUCGAGAACGAGACUGUUUGAAGGCGAUAAUGCAUCGGAUUUAUGGCAAAUUUAUGGUUCAUCGGCCCUUCAUCCGAAAGAGCAUAAGCAACGUGUUUUAUCGAUUUGUUUUCGAAACCGAUAAGCACAAUGGAAUAGCAGAAUUGUUGGAGAUAUUUGGGAGUGUGAUCACGGGGUUUGCAUUACCUUUAAAAGAAGAGCACAAGAUUUUUCUUUGGCGGGUUUUGAUUCCAUUACACAAACCGAAAAGUUUAGCGGUUUAUUUCCAGCAAUUGUGUUAUUGUGUUACACAGUUUAUAGAGAAAGAUCCGAAGUUAGCUAGCACAGUGAUUAGGGGGUUGUUGAAGUAUUGGCCAAUUACUAAUAGUCAGAAGGAAGUGAUGUUUUUGGGAGAGGUUGAGGAGAUUCUUGAAGGGAUUAAUAUGGGGGAGUUUGAAAGAGUCAUGGUUCCCUUGUUUUGGCGGAUUGGAUGCUGCAUCAAUAGUUCGCAUUUUCAGGUGGCGGAGAGGGCGCUACUUUUAUGGAACAACGACCAAAUCUUCAAUCUAAUCGGACACAAUCGACAAGUGAUCUUACCAAUAAUCUUCCCAGCUCUUGAAACAAACGUGCAGACUCAUUGGAAUCAGUCGGUUCUUAAUCUAACACUGAAUGUUAGAAACGUGUUCACAGAGAUGGAUAACAUGUUGUUUCUAGCCUGCCAUGCCCAUUUCAUUGAAGAACAAGAGAAACAGAGUUUAGCAGUGGAGAAAAGGAAGGAAGCGUGGGAUCGGCUCGAGAACGCUGCAAGUCUUCAGCCGAUAUCCGGGAAUACAACGGCUGUUCUUGUUCCGAUGCCUCGAGUAAAUUGAAAUCGACUUUUCUUUCUUUUUUAAGUAUGGGUGUCUUUUUGUUAGGUGGUGUUAAGUUUUUGUAUUUUGAUGAUUCAUUGUUGUAAUAUGAGUUGCAUCAUGGAAAAUCUUAUGAUGAGGUGCUCAUGGAUUUUAUGGAAAUUAACAACCACCCCUUUGUUGCAUCA
Lactuca sativa (garden lettuce) is the source of this 2382-nucleotide messenger RNA. Its product is annotated as Protein phosphatase 2A regulatory B subunit family protein. The record is from RefSeq and is a predicted model, not a curated record. Gene Ontology annotation, biological process: signal transduction. Lineage: Eukaryota; Viridiplantae; Streptophyta; Magnoliopsida; Asterales; Asteraceae. Gene Ontology annotation, cellular component: protein phosphatase type 2A complex. Gene Ontology annotation, molecular function: protein phosphatase regulator activity.